GAUUGACGCGUAUAUGUCUUACUUUGUUUUCCCGCCGCCCCUUCUCUCUCUCUUUUUUUAUUCCUUUUUUCCAUUUUUCUAUUUUCUUUUAUUAAAAAAAUAAAAAAAAAUUUAACAACUCAGACUCAGACACAACACAUCAAGGCAUUGAUGUAAAGAAAGACACUUUCUUUCUCAUUCUACAUAUAAAACACCAAAAACCAAACCAUUCUUUCUUGUUCUUUGAGAACAAAAUUCAAUACUCUCUCUCUCUCUCUCUCUCUCUCUCUCUCUCUCUCUCUCUCUCUCAUUUCAAUGGCUAAGUCAAAAAACAAUGCAAAAAAACUCUCAUACAUCUCAGUUCCUUCUCAUAUAAUCAAUUCCAUUUCAUCUUCUUCUAUUCAAUCACUACUUGAUGAAACACCAAAGAAAUCAUCAUAUAGAACUUCCUCACAGUUCUUCAUCACCACCUUAUCAAAAUGGAAAAAUCCAAGAUUGUUUUUCUAUUUCACUCUCUUUUUUAUUGGUUUAUUUGCCUUGUUUAAGUUUGGUUUCAAUCUUGAAACACCAUUUCCUUCCUACCCAUGUGCUACAAAGCUUCAAAAACCCUUAAUCUCAAAUGGGUUUGACUCAAAAUCUAAACUUGGUGUUGUUUCAAUGAAUAAAGAUAAGAUUUUUAGUAGUGCUGUUUUGUCAAAAUCUGAACUUGGGGUUGAUUCAAUGAAGAAAGAUGAGAUUUUGAAGGAUGAAACUUUGUCAAAGUCACUUCCUUUGAUUUCUAAUGUGAUGUUGCAAGCAAAGGGUCCUAGUGGAGUUGACUUGGUGGAUCAGGAAAAGAGUGUGGAAGUUGAUAAGGGUGAGUUUUGGAAGCAACCAGAUGGGUUAGGGUAUAAGCCUUGUUUGGAUUUCAGUAGAGAUUAUAGAAGAGAUAGUGAUGGGGUUGUUAAGAAUAGGAAAAGGUAUCUUAUGGUGGUUGUUUCUGGUGGGUUGAAUCAGCAGAGGAAUCAAAUUGUUGAUGCUGUGGUCAUUGCUAGGAUUCUUGGUGCUGCUUUGGUUGUUCCUAUUUUGCAGGUUAAUGUUAUUUGGGGAGAUGAAAGUGAAUUUGCUGAUAUAUUUGAUUUUGAGCACUUUAAGAAUGUCCUUGCCAAUGAUGUGAGGGUGGUUUCAUCUUUGCCAUCAACACACUUGAUGACAAAGCCAGUGGAGGGAAGCCCUCCCCUUCAUGUCACUCCAAGUUGGAUCCGCGGGCGCUAUCUCAGAAAAUUCAGCAGAGAAGGCGUUUUGCUUUUACGCGGCUUGGAUUCAAGACUAACCAAGGAUCUUCCUUCAGAUCUUCAGAAGCUUCGAUGCAAGGUUGCGUUUAGUGCAUUGAGGUUUGCAAAACCAGUUCAAGAACUUGGAAACAAGAUUGCCGAGAGAAUGAAAACCAAGGGACCCUACCUUGCCCUUCAUCUAAGAAUGGAAAAGGAUGUGUGGGUGAGGACUGGUUGUCUACCUGGUUUGAGUGCCGAGUUUGACGAGAUUGUAAAGAACGAGAGGAUACAACGGCCAGAGCUCUUGACAGGAAGAUCAAACAUGACUUACCAUGAAAGAAAGAUGGCUGGCCUUUGCCCCUUGAGUGCUAUGGAUGUUACCAGGUUGCUUAAAGCUUUAGGAGCUCAAAAAGAUGCAAGAAUUUAUUGGGCUGGUGGACAACCAUUUGGUGGAAAAGAAGCAUUGAAUCCAUUAAUGCAGGAGUUUCCACAUCUUUACAAUAAGGAAGAUCUUGCAUUGCCCGGAGAACUAGAACCAUUUGAAAAGAAAGCUUCUCUAAUGGCUGCCAUAGAUUACAUAGUUUCUGAGAAGAGUGAUGUUUUCAUGCCAUCUCAUGGAGGAAAUAUGGGCCAUGCACUUCAGGGUCACAGGGCCUAUGCAGGACACAAGAAAUAUAUAACACCAAACAAAAGACAGAUGCUUCCCUAUUUUCUGAAUCCUUCGCUCCCUGAAGCAGAGUUUAACAGCAUUGUCAGGGAAUUGCAUCAGAAUUCAUUAGGACAGCCGGAACUCAGGACAAGCAAGAUCGGGAGGGAUGUAACCAAGUAUCCUGUCCCGGAGUGCAUGUGCAAUGACUCACAUUAUGAUUCGUAAUUGAAGAUUUCAUGCCAAAGCUUUUGGUAUAAAACAGAUUACCUGGAAACCGAUUCUCAAACAUGGAAGCAAGUGGUAAUUAUGGCAACCUGUACAAUUUUGAAAACUACUCGAGGCAACUUUUACGGAAACCACAGUUCUCAAGAGCAACAUUUUGAAGAAUUAUUAUGUCAAGCAUUCCACUCGGCACAGAUGGUGUGUUCACAUUAUUCAUUUAUAUUCUUAAUAUGUAUGCAAUGUAGGUUUCCAUGAUACGUUAAAGUGAUGAUACAUACACCAUAGAUAAUUCUUUGAUUCUUUAUAUAGAGUUUGUAUAGGAUACAUGUUACUUUUGUUUGUUAUGUAAUUCUUUGUAGUUCAUAAAAGCCUUGUACAUAUAUCUGAAUAAAUAAUCAGUUUUGUAUUCAA
Messenger RNA from Trifolium pratense (red clover), 2514 nucleotides. RefSeq names its product O-fucosyltransferase 20-like. Bases 295 to 2106 code for a protein of 603 amino acids. The transcript has 6 exons. Gene Ontology annotation, cellular component: cytoplasm. The record is from RefSeq and is a predicted model, not a curated record. Lineage: Eukaryota; Viridiplantae; Streptophyta; Magnoliopsida; Fabales; Fabaceae.